AUGGAUGAAAUUAAACUAAGUGAUGACGUAAUUGAACAAAUAAAAGAUUUCACCCAUUGGAAAUUGACUGAAGAACAAGAAUCGCUAAUUGAUAAACUAAUAACAGACAAAGAAUUAAAGAAAUGCUAUAAAAGAUAUGGUUUAUGUGAAAAUUGUAAACAGCCUAGAACAAGAUUUUUUUAUUAUUGCAAUUAUUGUAUAUUUCAACCAAAUUUCAAAAAUUGGACAAGUGGAAAUCAUGACGUUGAUGAAUUUAUUCAAAAAGCACAAUUAAAAGCUAGUUCUUACGAUAAAAUCAUAGAGUGGAUUGAAUAUGAUAAAUUUGAAGAUGUUAAAUAUUUAGCAAAAGGGGGUUUUGGAACUACUUUUAAAGCAGUUUGGAAAGAAGGUCAUAUUAGUGAUUGGGAUUAUAAUAAUAAUAAAUGGAGAAGAAAAAGUGAAACAAAAGUUGCUUUAAAGUGUUUGCACAAUUCCCAAGAUAUUACAGCAGAUUUUUUAAAAGAAGUUGAAUCAAAUAUUUUAGUAUAUAAUGUUGGUUGGAUAGUUCGUUGUUUUGGUAUUACCAAAGAUCCAAAAACAAAUGAUUUUAUGAUGGUAAUGGAAUUAAAGGAUGGUAGUUUAAGACAGUAUUUAAACAAUUACUUCAUUUCAAUGAAUUGGAAUAAAAAGUUGCAUAAUUUACAAGGUAUUGCAUCUAGUCUUAAAGAUAUUCAUAAUAAAGGAUUAAUUCAUCAUGAUUUUCAUUGUGGGAAUAUAUUAAACGAUGAGCAUGGAACGGCUUUUGUUACUGAUUUGGGAUUAUGUCAACCUGCUAAUGUCAAAUCCUCUCAAAAUAGUAAUAAAAAAAUAUAUGGAGUAUUACCUUAUGUAGCUCCAGAAGUUUUAAGAGGAAAUGAAUAUACUCAUAAAAGUGAUAUUUAUGGAUUUGGAAUCAUUGCAUAUGAAAUUUGUACAGGUUUCCCUCCUUAUUAUGAUAUACCUCAUGAUGAAUUCUUGGCAAUGAAAAUUUGUAAGGGAUUGAGGCCAACGUCUAAUUAUAAAAUUCCUCAAUUAAUUUUUGACAUUAUUAAUCAAUGUUGGAAUGCAGACUCUUUAAAACGACCUGAUGCAAAUGAAUUGCAUGAGUUAAUAAUGAAAUUAUUUCGUGAUAUUGCUGACAAUAAAGUGGAUUCUGUAGUUUAUGGGCAAGUUAAAGAAGCAGAUGAAAUUAAUAAAGAGUCAUCUUCAACAGUUCAAUCACCAUUAUCAUUAUCAUCUACUAGUGCUAGUCUUUUAUAUACAACACAUCCCCAAGCAGUUUACACAAGUAGACUUUUAGAUUUUAAAAAUCUUCCAGAACCAAAAAAUGCUGAUAAUAAUGAUUUUCAUGGAGUAGAAUAUUCAGAUUCUUUAAAAGUUGAUUUUACUAAGCUUGAUAUUAAUUCUAAAGAUGAAAGAAAUUAA
Molecule: messenger RNA, 1443 nt
Organism: Rhizophagus irregularis DAOM 181602=DAOM 197198
Lineage: Eukaryota; Fungi; Glomeromycota; Glomeromycetes; Glomerales; Glomeraceae
Source: RefSeq, a predicted model, not a curated record